UUGUUCAAAGAGUUGUCUGGAGUCAGUUCUUCUAAUAUGGACCUAUGUACACACAUGGUAAAGUUAGGGUAACCCAAUAUAGGUAAACCUUCGGGGUAGCUACCUUAAAGAACCGAACUCAAACACCCCAUUAUUCCUGUCUAAAGUCAGUUUAUUGCAGCUUGGGCAUUUUAGGGAGUGGUGGGGUGCUACAUAAAUGGAGGCACCGCUGGGAUUAAUUUAGUUUCAUAUUAGCUCUUGACCCAGACAACUAAAAAAUUAGCAAAGGGUGAUAAGCAAGAAGUUUCAUUAGGGAAUAAAUUAAGUCUGCUAAAUAUUCGCAGUUAAUAGGUUUAAGCUAAAAGAUAGAAAUAAGAUAACACGGUUUGCCACCUUAACUUAUCUUGGUGUUUAGUUUACACUUCAGUGUAGAUUUUUCUGAGUUCAGGUUAACUUACAUUAAAGCAUACUAGAGAAUCAAAAGCUCAGUUAAAAAGUAUAGUGACGGUACCAGACAUAUGGCACAAAUGACACAACUACGGCACUGGUGCAAAGGCGAAGGCAUUAACCCGUCACAUGCUGUCCUGGUCAAAGAUGUCCCAGAAGACACUGAAGUUGAUCUUGUUGAAAAAACUCUAUAGUCCAUAAAAGCUCUUGGGCGUGUUAGGGUCAGAGGAAGGAUGUAUGAUCCUCAGGGUCAAAGCCUAACUGUGCUAUGUGAGUGCAAAGAGGAAGUCAACACAAAAACCAUCCCUCCGAAUGUGUUACCUGAAGGCAGUGAUUUGCCAUGGAGGAUUUUUGGACCUGGCGAAGAGGAAAAUGUAUCCACUGAUACGCAAAGCACGACUAUUACGCCAGAGCAGCAACCAAUUCCUGGUAUGAGUUUUCCGCUCCAAGCGUCCACACCUGAAGCUAUUAUUAGAGCGGUGGGAGAUAUCAUGCAGAGAACCUCCAAGUCUGCCAGUGACAGUAGCUCAUUCCGAAGGUUGCGAACCUUCUCAGGAGUGAUCCCCACACCUUCUGGUGAAGAGCAGUUGGAUAACUGGAUAGAGCAAGCUCGACUAAUGAUAGAGGAGUGUGAUCGACCAGACCGAGAAAAGAGGAUGAAAAUAAUGGAGAGCGUGAAGGGCCCUGCACUAGAGAUCCUCCAAGCUGUUUGUUUCAACAACCCAGAGGCAACUCCUCACGACUACAUUGACGUGAUCGAGAAUACCUUUGGCACGCCUGAAACUGGUGAGGAGCUCUACUUUGCCUUUAGAAUGCUGUGUCAGCACCCACAUGAGAAGCUUUCAGCAUUUCUAAGACGGAUGGAGAAACUUCUGAAUAAAGUGAUACAGAAGGGAGGCUUGCCAUCUACUUCUGCAGAUAAGGCGCGGCUAGACCAACUCAUUAAAGGAGGCACCCGAGCUGACAUGAUGCUCAUAAACCUUAGACUACGGGAGCGAAGAGCUCGGCCACCCACAUUCCUACAGUUGUUAAGUGAGAUCCGCACUGAAGAGGAGUAUGAAGCUUCCCGGCACAAGUUGAACCCAACUAAACCGGUGCAUGUUAAGACUGUUAUGACACCAGCAGAAGCAGAAAUAAAAGAUCUCAGAGCUGAGGUACAAGAGUUAAAAUUACAAGUAACCGAGAUCACAGCCUGCUCGACCAUGCCAUCUUCUCAAUCCAAUGCCACAGAGUUUGUAGUUUCUCCCGAGGCAGAGGCCUCAAUGGAAGAUAAAGACAUACAAGCCUUAAAGAAGGAAGUAAAAAGACUGAGAAAGCAGGUCUCUAUCAUGUCAGUCAAACCAGCAACUGAGGCCUAUGAAGCCCGACCCAGUCAAGGUUUUCCAGCCAUUAACCAGCAGAAGAAAGGCUCAUUUCAAAGACCAUCAAGGGACUUUUUCUGCUACCGCUGUGGUGAAGAGGGGCAUGUAGCCACAAAAUGCAGUGCUCCAGAAAAUCACCAAAAAGUGAUACAAAAGUUGAUCAGGGCUCAACGACAACUGAGGGGAAGUCAGUUAAUAAAAAGUAUGACUACACCUGCAGCAGACACCCAUGAUGCCAACGUGAGGAAAAGUACAGCAAAUGUCCAGACUGAUCAUCUGCCUGAAGGACUAGUAGGGCCACCCUCCACCGCCUGUGUAAAAGUGGAGGGGAGACCAUGUACUGCUCUCCUAGAUAGCGGCUCACAAGUGACAAUUAUCUUUGACAGCUGGUACGCCAAGCAUCUGACACAUAUACCCAUCCAUCCAGUCAGUGGGCUCAAUCUAUGGGGGCUAAGUGAAGCAGAAAGCAGCUAUCCUUACAGAGGCUAUAUUCAAGUGAAGUUAGAGCUACCCAAGAAGAAACCUGGCAAAGUCAGGUCAGUUCCUGUUCUUGCUUUAGUGUGCCCAGAUCCUCGUUGUUCAGACAACAUUCCUGUCCUGGUUGGAAAAAGGUGAGACCGUUCACGUCCAACAAAGAAGUUGUGGAGACAACAGGUAACAUCUGGUCAG
This is a messenger RNA of Etheostoma cragini (Arkansas darter), 2456 nucleotides long. Its product is annotated as zinc finger CCHC domain-containing protein 12-like. NCBI's taxonomy places the organism in Eukaryota, Metazoa, Chordata, Actinopteri, Perciformes, Percidae. Gene Ontology annotation, molecular function: aspartic-type endopeptidase activity; nucleic acid binding; zinc ion binding. The coding region runs from base 660 to 2402 and encodes 580 amino acids. The record is from RefSeq and is a predicted model, not a curated record. Gene Ontology annotation, biological process: proteolysis. The transcript has a single exon.